AUGGCCAACAAUACACUGAGCGUUCCUUCGCUCGAGACGCUCCAUCCAGAGCCAAAGAUCUCUCGUCGCGCGCCAAAUCGCUCGACCCCUAGCGAAAAGCCACAGACAUCCAUCCUUCAUCGUCUCCGAAAAUCAUCUAGUAAGCAAUUAAAGCAGCAGCAACAACAACGACAGCCUCAGGAUCACCAAUCUUCUCAGGUACAGCACACACACCUUCUAGUCAGACCUCCACCACUGGACCUGAAUAAAUCCACAGAUACCUCCCCUACUAUGGCUCAAUCCUCUCUUCCUUCUGCACCAUGCUCACCUGCCUCAUCCAUCUCCUUCAACUCCUCUUCUUCUUCUUCUCCUUCUUCUUCAUCUUCAGACCUGCACGAGAAUCUUGAAAGUCACGAACAUGACCAUGCCCAUGACAAUGCCCAUGGAUCAUCGCGUCGAUCAUCCAAAGACUCGACCUCGUCUCAGUCCUCUACCGUCCCACGCACUUCAUCCCAUGGAAACUCUUUGGCCCGUUUGAAGCAAUCAUUCUCUUUGAAGGUGAAAGGCCGACGCGUCGGAACUGAUCCUGAACCCUCCCCUGCCUCUGACCCUGUCCCCAUUCCUAUUGUUACUUCUACUUCUACUUCUACAACUACCACUACUAUCGUUCGCAAUAGUAGUAAAACUGGCGCAACGGAGAAAGCCCCUUUACCGAUCACUAUGAAGGCUAGCAACCAGGCUUCUCCAACGGUCGAUUCAUUCUCUAGAAAGAAGAGCACUCUGAAGCGAUGGCAAAACAGAGGUGCAACCAAAUUAAAAGAUUGGUUGCAUAUUCAGCAACAUCCUUAUCCUAAUGAUCAAAACCAAAGCCAAAACCAAGGUCAAGGUCAAGGUCAACACCACCGACAUCACCUCGUUCGCCACCCCUCGCGACGCGAGACUCCCUCGUUUGCACCACCACUAACACCACCCUCAUCACCCUCUCUCCGCCCGGUCAUUGGUACUGAUAACAACAGCAAGGAAAUUGUUGAUGAACAGAUCAAUAUCGUUGCACAAGAGCCCGAAUUCUUGGAUACACAUUUGCUCUCACCCAAUGUAGAAAUCCCAACAGCCACCAUUGAAGGAAUGUUUGCUCUUCAGACCGUUUCGCAGGACGAAAAUCAUGCUCAUGAUCUCAACAACCACGUCACCAAUGAUAACGACGACACCGUCCCGGUUCAUCGCCGUACAUCAUCAUCCGACCGUCCAUUAUUCGCUUAUUCUUCUCAUUAUCAAUCUGCACAAGAGUACCAACGCACUCAUCGCCGUCGACGUAGUGACAUUGGCCCCUCAUUGUCUCACAAGAAAGUAUCUGCCUCUGUGGCGGCAGCAGGACCAGGCCGUAUCCCACCUCGAUCCUCAUCCUUACCCCGUUCAUUUGGUCCGAGAAGAAGUAGCUCCCAUAAUUUGCCUACUUUGAACAAAACCAGGGCAUCACAAUCAAUCUCAACCGAACAUCACAAAGAUAAUGACAUCGAGCACUCUAUUCAUGAUCAAGAUGAUUACUUAGAUGAGUCUGAUCCAUACAAUCAGAUAUAUCCACAAAGUACUACCAUCCUGGAAGACGUUCUCGAAGACAAUGUUGAAGAACAGGAACUGGGAUCAGAACUACGACUGAAGCUGCAGGAACAGGAGCCGGCCCUUUGUCUCGAAUACCCUUCAGAAACUGUUGCCCUUGAGCAAGUCAUAGUUGAGCCAAUCACACCACCAUCAGACCAACGGGUAGUAACUGUCGACGACUUGCUGGAUCAAGUUGACGAGCAUCUGAAACACAAUGUGGCUCAACAACUCCAUAGAAUGGCCCAUCCACCCCAUCGUCGUCGUCUACAUGUUCGUUCACUCCCUAGGCGUCAACUAUGGGCAAAAUUGGAGCUGAAACGUCGCGAAAAGAAAAACUGCAAGGCUUCAAAGAGCCAAGACAUGAAAUCCCCAAGGAGCCUACAGAUAAUCAAAAAGAUCCAAAUCAACGCAACAUCAGAGAAGGAGGAAGAGGAGGACGCGAACAGCGAUAGUGAUUCGCUGGAGAUGUUAUCUGUUGGAUCCUCAUCCUCUCAGAGUGAUGUAGAAUCAACCAUGUUUGAGUUAUUCAGGGCCAUCGAUGAGGCCAUAGACGAGACUUCCGAUACCUCUUUUAGUCUGUCUUCAAGCGACGAUGACGGUGAAGACCAAGAAGAGGACCAAGACUAUGCACAUGGCCAUGGACACAUAGAGUCGAUGAUGGAUCCAGAUGACGACAACGACAACGACUACGACUAUGACUAUGACUAUGACUACGAGAGGAUGGAUCGUUCUUUUUGGUCAUCUUCAUCUUGUACACUUCAUGAUGCAGUACUACCUGAAACAGAGCAAGCAGCGAAAAUGACGGAUCUCACAACGAUAACAACAACAACAAGAGAUGAUGAUGAACCUCUCCUUUCAAGAAAAAAAGGUGAACAUCAUUCUUUGGUUGUGGCCACGACUAACAACAACAAUAGCAGUAACUCUCGAGGCAUUGUGAUCGGUACUCUCGAAUCUAUGUAUCCAACGACCAGUACUCGGUGGUGUCGCCAGUCUGGACCAUGCACCCUUGCUGUCAUUGACUUUUGGUCCACAGAGCCCCACUUGAAAGAGCCGUUGGGUCUUUAA
Messenger RNA from Lobosporangium transversale, 2643 nucleotides. RefSeq lists its product as hypothetical. The record is from RefSeq and is a predicted model, not a curated record. The transcript is spliced from 2 exons. NCBI's taxonomy places the organism in Eukaryota, Fungi, Mortierellomycota, Mortierellomycetes, Mortierellales, Mortierellaceae. The coding region runs from base 1 to 2643 and encodes 880 amino acids.